This is a messenger RNA of Magnolia sinica, 1416 nucleotides long. RefSeq lists its product as uncharacterized. Gene Ontology annotation, cellular component: nucleus. Bases 179 to 1318 code for a protein of 379 amino acids. NCBI's taxonomy places the organism in Eukaryota, Viridiplantae, Streptophyta, Magnoliopsida, Magnoliales, Magnoliaceae. The record is from RefSeq and is a predicted model, not a curated record. The transcript has 9 exons. Gene Ontology annotation, biological process: protein methylation. Gene Ontology annotation, molecular function: protein methyltransferase activity.
ACUAAUGGACGGAGUGGAUGUAACUCACAUUCAUCAAGGUGGGCUCCACAGUCAGGGAUCCACCCAUCUCUAAGCAGCAUCCAUGCGUUAGAUUGCAGGGGAGCGAGGUCAGGAGUCAGGAGCAUGAAGAGAAAUGUGUUAAAAAUUGCAGUGGAGCGAGUUCAGAGUAUAGAGAGGGAUGGAAGGAGGAAGAGCGAAGAGAAAGCCACCUGACUAUGACAUGGUCCGAGAAGAAGAAGAAGAGACGGUGGCCCACUUCCCCCUCUCUACAAGACCAUCACCACCGUCGAUCAGCAGCAGCAGAGAGCACGUGAUGAGCGAAGUUCACCUGGGCUGUCCCCCUCAUUUCUCUGGUCCUUACAUCUCUCGUUUCACCUUUCGCUCCCCACUAUCAGAACCAGAUGCCACUGAGGAAAUGUGUAAUGAACUUGUUGGAGGAGCUCCAACGUGUCAAAUGCUUUGUUUGGACAAUGAUGGUGACCUUGUUCUACCCCGACCAAGUAAAAUGUCCAUCAAUUGUGGAGUGACUAUCCAACAUAAGAUCACAUCAUCCAUUUCUAGUGUUGGAUUACAGGUGUGGAGAGCAGCAAUGGUACUAGCUGAUUUUGUCUUGCACACAAUCUUCACAUCAUCUGAUUUCAACAACAUUGUUGCAUUAGAACUUGGUGCCGGAACAGGGUUGGUUGGUAUAUUACUUGCACGUGUUGCUAGGACUGUCUUCUUAACAGAUUGCGAUGAUGAAAUACUUGGAAACUGUGCAACUAAUGCUGAUCUUAACUCCCGCAUGUUGAAGUACCAUGGGGCUUCAGUUCAUGUACGUGAAAUCAACUGGAAAAAAUCAUGGCCCCCUACCCCAAGGGUGGAUGAGUGUCAUUUCCCAUCUGAACAAGGGUCUAGAUAUUCGUGGACCCCAUUGGAAAUUGAAGAAGCUGAGGGAGCAUCUGUGAUUUUAGCUGCUGAUGUAAUUUACAGUGAUGACUUGACGGAUGCGUUUUUCAAUACUCUAGCAGGAUUAAUGUUGCAUGGUUCUAAAAAGGUGUUGUACUUGGCCCUGGAGAAGAGGUAUAAUUUCAGUCUUGACGAUCUUGACAUUGUUGCAAAUGGGUAUUCACACUUCCGAAGCUAUUUGAGAGAUGAGGGUGAAUGCAGGACUCUCGGAGGUGGAAUGCCUUGUUUUGUUGGCAAGCUUGUUCAUCUUGCACAGAUCCCACAAUAUAUUAGGGAGUAUGACAGGGGAAAUGAUUUAGAGAUUUGGGAAAUCAAGUAUUCCUCUCUUGAUACAACUUCUCACAGGAAAGAAUCCAAAAUUUCAGUGUAAAGUUUGUUUUCAUCUGUAUACAUAGUGAGAUUAGUCCAUCACAUUUUUACCCCAGGAUUAGCGUCCUGAGAAUUUAAGACAACAAUAUUAAUCAGGGG